CUUGGAAAAAAUGAAGAUUUUCAUUACUCUCCUCUUUAUCUUGGCCUUCAUCAUUCUGUCUACUGAAUCAACUUCGCGAUUAUCACGCGUUCAUCCGCUUGAUAGCCGAUCUUCUAAAAGAUCUCGCAUGAUUGACACUUCUGGUAUUGGACCACCUGGCAAUGGACUUCUUGGCAGUACAAAUGUUGGCAAUGGACUUCCUAGAAUUAGACUUUCUCUCAACGUACCUCCUCAAAGUAAUUUGAGCUUAAAAAAAUAUAAAUAUAAUUUUCCUCUGGAGAAUCAUAUUAAAUGGGAAAAAGAAUCUUUUGAUUUUGAAAAAGUUAUAGUAGGCCAGGAAUAUCCUGUAUAUGCAAAUAAUAAUGGUUAUAUAUACGGAAUUCCUAAUGGAGGUCGUAUUUGUAAAUUGGUUGGUCCAAAUACGCGACGGACAACAGUCAGCAUGGUGGAUCACCGAAGACACUCGUUUACCGACGUUUUCGGUCCUCAUUAGCAUGUCUACGCAUAUUGAUCCACAAAAGUAGCAUCAGAGAGAAACUGGGAGAAAGCGAUUUAUUAGGAAGCCCAACUAUGAGUAUGUGGCGCCUCUGCAGCCCAUGACGAGUAGCUGCGUCUGACUCACAACACGUCACGUAUAUGCAUUCUCGACACGCAGGCGCUUUUGGUGUGUUUUGAUUUUUUUCUUCAUAAAACAGUGUAAUCCCUUUUCAAGGGUGAAUAGGUACAUUAUAUCUCUCAGUGAUAAUACAGUUGCAGACGAGAAAAGUGCGAAUUGUGUUCAAAUGAGUUAAAAAUGUUUAUGUAAUUUUGACACUUUGCAGGUUAUGUUGUUAUUUUCUUCCCGAUAUUCCAUUAUUUUCUCUGCAAAAUAUUUACGUUUUAUAGGUUUUUUUUAUUUACUGAAACUAUAAACAAUUUUGGUUUUAAUUAUAGGUCUCUCUCCCUGUCUUCAGAUUUUGAACUAUAUCAAUAGAGAUUUCAAGAACGUUAAGUUCCGGCUACUUGACAGUAUAUUUCCCAAUGCCAAACUGAAAUUUAAUUUUUAUUUCGGAAUGUAUAUAUAUAUUCUCAAACAUGUAUCAAAUUUGUGUAUUUUUCUUCAUAACAUGAUAUACCCUCUUUUACAGGACUUUAAGUUCAGAGGUCGAACUUUCAAUUUGCUUAAAUUCCAAUUUAAAAAUACCCA
Messenger RNA from Belonocnema kinseyi, 1186 nucleotides. RefSeq lists its product as uncharacterized. The record is from RefSeq and is a predicted model, not a curated record. Lineage: Eukaryota; Metazoa; Arthropoda; Insecta; Hymenoptera; Cynipidae. The transcript has 2 exons. The coding region runs from base 11 to 493 and encodes 160 amino acids.